Messenger RNA from Ostreobium quekettii, 468 nucleotides. The record is from the annotation of a GenBank genome assembly. NCBI's taxonomy places the organism in Eukaryota, Viridiplantae, Chlorophyta, Ulvophyceae, Bryopsidales, Ostreobiaceae.
AUGUCUUCUGGCUUCACACAGCUUGUUUCUAUUGUGUGCAUCCUCGAUUCAGCAUUGCUUCAGGUUCCUGAGUCGCACAGGAAGGGCUGGACAGUGUCAGAGGGAAAGGGAUCAAAGCAUCACAUUGCAUGCUGCCAUGUAGCAGUCUUUGUCCAGGGCAAAGGGUGUUUACAUUGUAGAAAGGACAGACUUUUGCAUUGCGUUAUUGAGAAGAUGAACUACUUGGUUGCAGCGGAGGCACAGACUGUCUCCGUGGUUUUCAUAUUCACUGUUCGUCUUGGUAUUGAGACUGGAGCAAGCGACAGGGAAUGGGUACUAUUGGGGCCGUCUGCAGGAGCGGAGCAGACAGCUAUGGUAUGCGCUGUGGGUCGACUGGCAGAGGAGCCCAGGGCGCGACUGGGACAGGCAGAAGAUGCAAGAGAGUGUACAACUGCUCUGCUGUCAGGCCUGGGAGGGCGACGCUGCUGA